This is a messenger RNA of Marchantia polymorpha subsp. ruderalis, 3346 nucleotides long. The record is from the annotation of a GenBank genome assembly. NCBI's taxonomy places the organism in Eukaryota, Viridiplantae, Streptophyta, Marchantiopsida, Marchantiales, Marchantiaceae.
GCAUGCGAGGCGAGCCUUGGGACUCCGCGCGUCCUUCCGUGAUACUGCUGCGACUCUGGAGGUGAGAGAGAGAGAGGGCUUGGAGGAGGACGAGGGAAGGGAAGGGGAGGGGAGGGGAGGGGAUGCAUGGAGGAAGGAGGAGGAGAGCGAGACUCGCUGCUUGCUUUGGUUGGUUGGUUGCGGCACAGUGGUAGUGGUAGGGGAGGGCGAGUUUGAGUGGAGAGAAGCGAGAGAGAGAGAGAGAGAGAGGGAGAGGGAGGUCUGUCUGGUGUGUCUGUGUCUUCGGAGGAGGAAGAGCAAAGCAGCAGAGGAGCAGAGGGCAGGAGCAAAGAGCAAGACACCAGCUGGGGCCUUGCUUGGCUCUUGGGAGGAAGAAGAAGAACACGGAAAUCAAGAAGUGCUGCGGCAGCCUCCAGGGUCGGAGCGGAGGUGUCAAUUCAGGAAAUUUGGAGCUGCGACGAUCGGUGGGCGGUGAGCGGGAAGGGCGGGGCGCAAUUGGGAGAAUCGGCAGCCCACGGGCGUCCGUGAACGGGUGGAUGGUGGUCGAACAUUGUCAAGCGUGGUAGGAGCAGUAGGGGCCCGGGGUGCUUGGCGCAAAUCGGUGGAUGAUGGUCAGUCGGGAGCUCGUCUGGGUUCGAUAGCUGCAGUUUCAAUUCGAGUGCCGGUUCAGUCAUUGUCUGAGUCUCCGGACCACAGGGCGGAAGAUGUCGGUGGGGGAGUUCUUUUCUGUUUGCUGAGGCCCCCUCUGGCAUUCAGGACUCCCGACUGAUCGACCCAAAUCGUCCUCGAGUGUCCACUGUCGGGGGCUGCAUCCCUUCUCAGUGAUCCAGGCCCGUGCUCGUGAUCUUGAACGUUGUGGGGGGCAUCGUGUCGACGGAGGAUUGUGGACCGACCCCUUGCGAUCAUAGCUCUGCAGCAUGGGAAGAUGAUUGAAGCACCGGGGCAAGUUGCGGGCGUUCCAACCGGAGUGGUCUAGGCCGAAGGUCGUGCCCGAGGGGCCGAUACGGGGCGGGGUCGACGAGGGCGGUGGAGCUGCUUGCAUCGGUUGAUCAUCGGCGGAUUGUGGCGGGCAGAAGGACCGGCACCCGGCUUCCAGGUCCUCUGUGUGGUCUGAGGAACACACCAUGGAGAACUGGCGGAAUUAUUUUGAGAGUUCAGGGGCGGAUAUAUGGACUGUCAUAGACAAGGCUAUCGGAGUGGCUGCUGCGGAUUUCCCCCAAGAACUUCGAUUGCGGAGGGAUGGGUUGACGGAACGGAUGUACACGGCCCAUCUUUUGCACCUGGGUGACCAUGACGAUGAUGUUCAUCCGCGUGGAUCAGAUAAGACGAAUGCCACCAGUGGAGUGUAUACUCGGGACGAAGAACAGGACGAGGAGAACGAUGACGAGCCGCAGCAGCGUCAUCGAAGGGAUAAUGACGACGACGCAGCUAGAGAUAUGGUCAGGGACUGCCCUCUGCACGACGAGAGGGAUUUGGUCGCCGCUCUGGAUGAAUGGGACGUAGAAUCUUUGCACGUGAAGGAGAUAUUGGCCAUCAAGGAGAGCAUUCAAGACAUGGACCAGCCCGAGUCAGAAAUGCUGGAUCAGCUCCAAAAACUGGAGUCUCUGAACAUCUCUGUCGAUAUGCUCGAGAGGACGCAAAUCGGCAAGGACAUCAAUGGAUUUCGGAAGCACUCAUCCAGGCGCGUCCGGGCCAUGGCGAAAAGGAUCGUCAGGUCAUGGAAGGAGCUUGUAGACGAUUGGGUUAAAUCGACUGAGAGUCAAGAACCUCUUCCUUUGAGCAACGGAAAUUAUCACCCAGAGAUGGGUGAAGAAGAAGAGGGCUUGCCCUCGCCCCCUCUGGAUGCGGGUGCGCUGUUGGCGGCCCGAACCGCCUCUUUGGAGAUGUCUCAUUUUUUCGACUUCGACGACGACGAUGUUUCAGCUGCAGGGUCUGGCCCGAGUCCGCCAACUUCAAACAACCUGUCGGAUGAGUUUGGCAGCCUUCCUGAUACUCGUAGAAAGAAUGACAACACGGACCGCCGAUACCAAGGGACGAAUAUAUGCAGUCCCGCUCAGGAGCAUGAUUCACGCGCGCCCAAAGGUGGUCCUGGUAUUCACAAAGUCGAUAAGCAUCGGCCUGUGGCUGUUGAGAGACACGAUGUCAAUUCCCGAAACGUUGUCGCCUCCACCAACAAUUUUCGAAAGCCACCAACCAUGUCGAAUGGAUCAAAGCCUGCGAAUGGGAAUGCAGUUCCCAAUAGGCCAGCCAACGGUUAUUCUCAACAGAAGCCAAACAACGAUUACGUAAGGAAACCAGAGUCGAGGCCAGCUUCCAAUGUGCCUACCACGAAACCAAAGGCGGAUAGCUUGAAACCAGGCUUGGCAACUAAACCAAAACCUCAGGGAGAAAUCGAUGUCUCUCAGAAACUUUUGCUAGCAAAGAGAAAACUCCAAGAAGGAUAUCAGCAAAUUAAUGAAGCAAAGAAACAGCGUACGGUACAAGCACUCGACUUGACGGACCUUCCUAAGGGUGGGCCCAAGAGUGCAAGGUUUCCUCAACCACAUAUGAAGCCGGUUCAAAAUCGAGGGUGGGCGAACGGUCGGAGGUAGAGACAGGCCACAACGACUUCGUGUGACCCAAGUAUUGGGUUGUCCCUGAAGCACGAGAGGCUACUCUUCAGGGAUCAUUCACGCAAGCAGUGCGAGUGUACAGUUAGGCGGAAAGUACAUUACUGGUGCAUGUGAAUACAAUCACAUGAAAGAAACUGAGUGCCACUAGUAAUGACUUGAGUUUUCUUAAAAAAUUUAUUGCUCAGCCGGAGGGCAACAUUUGUGUUUUUGGAAGAAACGUUGCUGAGGUGUGAGCUAUGUAGAUACAACAGAUUUUGCCUGAAACCUCUCAUUACUAGAAUAAUUUUUGCAACACUGCUUGUCAGUCCGGACCAAUAUUGUGCGGUAGCUCUACUCAGGUCUGACUGCUCCUAAGUUUUCGUCAGAUUUUACUUCGGUACUUCAGUCUGUGGACAAGUCCAAUCGACACGUCUGUGAAUCCCUUAUGGCCCUCUCCACUCUGUAGUUGCUCCUUCUUCGAAUAAGUAGGCCUUACUGCAGUAAGUCAAGGUACUCUUGUUCUCUCAUCUGAUCAUCACUACUUAGAUAUAGUGUGGUCUGCCGUAGAUAAUCGCUUGGAUGCAUUAUCUACUUAGUCACGGGCGGUCAAAGCCGCAAGUCUCUUUUGUCACUGGAAAUCUUCUUAGUGUGGGAAUUGCUACUUGAGUCUGCUAUCCCCACUUGGCCGCCAAAGUGCGAGUUUGUACAAGUGAACCAAGUGAAGCUGAACGGUGCUUCCAAUAAUCGAGUUAUCC